Molecule: messenger RNA, 1380 nt
Organism: Carassius carassius (crucian carp)
Lineage: Eukaryota; Metazoa; Chordata; Actinopteri; Cypriniformes; Cyprinidae
Gene: cd81a
Product: CD81 molecule a
Exons: 8
Coding region: 126-821 (231 amino acids)
Cellular component (GO): membrane
Source: RefSeq, a predicted model, not a curated record
CCAAGCAGCAGCUCACUCACACACGGAGAUUGGAGUUCACUCAGCGCGAGUACUGCGUAAGGGCUGCUUCUUCGAGACACUUCUUCGUUAACCUGCUUUGAAAACAUCCUCCAGAAACUGACACCAUGGGCGUGGAAGGCUGCACGAAAUGCAUCAAAUACAUGCUCUUCUUCUUCAAUUUCAUCUUUUGGCUGGCUGGUUGUGUGAUCUUGGGAGUUUCUCUCUGGCUUCGUCAUGACAACAAAACUAGCAGUCUUCUGGAACUGAAGUAUGAGGGCACAGAAGCACCCAGCACCUUCUACAUUAGUAUCUACAUCCUGAUUGCUGUCGGUGCUGUGAUGAUGUUUGUUGGAUUCCUUGGUUGCUAUGGAGCCAUACAGGAAUCCCAGUGUCUUCUCGGAACAUUCUUUGCCUGCCUGGUCAUUCUGUUUGCCUGUGAGGUUGCUGCUGGAAUCUGGGGUUUCAUGCACAAAGACACGAUCUCCAAAGAGGUGAUCUCUUUCUAUGACUCUGUGUUUGACAAAAGCUUAAUAGCAACCGAGGAGAAAAAGCCGGCUGCCGUUGCUGUCUUGAAGGUCUUUCAUGAGACUCUUAACUGCUGUGGCAAAGGAGGCAUGUUUUCAUUAAUUAAUCAAUGGUUUACAGACACCUGUCCUAAAGACUAUUCUGCCGUAAACUGUCACACCAAGAUCAACGAGCUUUUCUCUGAGAAGAUCUAUUUGAUUGGUUUCGCUGCCUUGGUUGUCGCUGUUAUCAUGAUCUUCGAGAUGAUCUUCAGCAUGGUGCUUUGCUGCAGCAUCAGGAACAGCCCUGUUUACUGAAACAGAAGGGCAAGGUUUUACCUUUAAAACAUCAGCCAAAAAAAAAACUUUUUUUUUGUUUUAUAUCUACCAUCUUCUAUUUUGUUUUGUAUCUACCAUUGUUUCCUAAUGUAGUCACCCUGCCUAGGUCCCGAUGUCUCAGAACAAUUUUUGUGCUUUUUUUUUUCUUUUCUUUUUUUUUUUUUUUUGUUCAAAUGUUGCAGUGGAACCACCAACAACUAGUCUGCUAUUGUUUAUGCUGUAGUUGGAAAAGACUAGUUGUGAUCUGUGGCUAUAGCAGUAGACUUAGCAGUAAACACAGUACAUUAUCACAUGAAGAAUUGAUACAUUUAUUUGCCUGUAGUUUUUUUGCGUUAACUUUGGAAGUACUGCUAUUGCUAUCAGUUAAUAUCAUUCUUUACGUUUGUACAUGUAUAAACUGUAUAUAUUUGCAGCCCUGUAUGGCUCUUAAGCAUGAAUCUUGUAUUGAACACUCCUGUCUAUCUUCUUCUCUGAGACUGCUGUUUGUAUGUUCACGGUUCUUCCUGAGAAACCACUAAAUAAACAGUGUUAGCUAGGU